AUGGAUCGUCAACGGAUUGGCGAUUACGUAAUCGGACCCAGACUCGGGUCGGGCUCCUUCGCCGUGGUUUGGCGGGCCAGCCACCGAGUCUCGGGUCUGGAAGUCGCCGUGAAGGAGAUCGAUAAGAAACUGCUCAGCCCAAAAGUUAGCGCCAAUUUGCGCAAGGAGAUUUCCAUUCUCAGUACCAUUCAUCACCCUAACAUCAUUCGGCUUUACGAGGCUUUCGAGACUGCUGAUAGGAUAUAUUUGAUAUUGGAGUACUGCGACGGAGGUGAUCUGGCGGCGUACAUUCAGCGCCAUGGGAAAGUUCCAGAGCUUGUUGCCAGGCACUUUAUGAGGCAAUUGGCUGCAGGAUUGCAAGUACUACAAGAGAAGCAUCUCAUUCACAGGGACUUGAAACCACAGAACCUGCUUUUGUCAUCACAUGAGGAAACUCCACUGUUGAAGAUAGGAGAUUUUGGUUUUGCUAGGUCCUUGACACACAACGAAUUGGCUAAGACACUUUGUGGAUCUCCUCUGUACAUGGCCCCAGAGAUUAUUCAGAACAAAAAGUAUGAUGCCAAGGCUGAUUUAUGGAGUGUCGGUGCAAUUCUAUUCCAGCUGGUGACAGGCAGGCCGCCAUUUCAGGGGAAUAGUCAAUUUCAGCUCUUUCAGAAUAUUUUGAUGUCAACUGAGCUGCAGUUUCCAGAGGGUGCUUUGGAGAAGCUGCAUCCAAACUGUGUAGACCUGUGCAGAAGCCUUUUACGCAAGAACCCAGUUGAACGGCUAACCUUCCUGGAGUUCUUCAAUCAUAAAUUCUUAGUGGAACCUAGGCUGACUGUGGAGACAGAGCAAUGUUCUCUAGUUUCCCUACCAAAACAAGUAGUUGAGCAGUCUCAUUCUUCCUGUGACAAGAGCUUGCAGUUGCAUUCACAGUGUCUUAAUUGCUCUGGUGAGAACAAUCUGAACUUAGCAGUUCCAUCUGCCCCUGACCACAAAAUACAACAUGGUAAAGCUGAUGGUGGUACAUCCAGCCAUGCAAGCAUGUUUCGGUCUCUGGAAAAUAUUGCCAGUGAUGAGAUGGGGAAACCCAUUUUUGGCAACAAUUUGACAGUGGAUCAGACUCAAGUUGCUGGCUGUAUGCAGUCCAUUGAGAAGGAUUAUGUUCUUGUUAAUUGCCAUUUCACUUCAAAGGAGAACAUCACGUGUUACUUCGAGACGUCAUUGCAAGAAAGCUCCAAUAACAGAGUUUCUGUAUGUGGACCCACUGAGGUCAAAGUGGAAAAUACAGCAAGUGUCAUGCUUGCAGAAGAGGUUGAUCCUGCUCAUUCCUUGGAGCAGGGAGUCGAAGGAUCAGAACCAUUAGCUACAACAUGCAAUUUCAGUACAUGUAGGGAACUUCAAGGGUUAUCCAUAUUACAUCCAUCAACUAGGCUCCUCGUAUUACGACAGUAUCUCCAGGCAGUAUCAGAAGUAGUUAGUGAAAAAUACAAGGCAGGACAAUUUCUGGAAGCAUUUUCAGUUGAACUGGUAGUUUUGGCUUGCUGGAAGAAAGCAGUUGAGAUUUGUGGCACCUGGCUCACUACAACUCCUGGAAAUGACUUACCUGAAAUCUCAGAUGUUCUGCCUACACCGAUUGAUGAUGACCCCGUGUUCUGUGCGGCAGAUAAAAUUGAAUUUGACAAGCCUUCCUCUGCCUGCAAAUGGGCACAAGAAGGGUUUGUUUCUGCUCUUGAUAAUGCGGAGAAAUUGUCAGGGCACCUCAAAGACGUUGAUGCUGCAGCAGAGAUGCCAGAUGCAAUGGAAAUUAUAUUCCAGAAGGCCCUAGCUCUAGGGACAGCCGGUGCUGUGGACGAAUACAUGGACAACAAGGACAAUGCAGCUGUCUCGUACUCCAAAGCGUUGCUACUGUUGUCCUUCAUCGUGGGAGAAGCGACUUCUCUUGCACUCAACCCUCCGUUUAUUCUAACUCCUGCUAACAAGCAGCGAAUUCGAUGCUACAUAGUCAACUUACAGUCACACCAGUCCAAGUUUCUGAUCUCUCAGCUCCGCAUGCCACAGCCUUGA
Molecule: messenger RNA, 2046 nt
Organism: Linum trigynum
Lineage: Eukaryota; Viridiplantae; Streptophyta; Magnoliopsida; Malpighiales; Linaceae
Source: the annotation of a GenBank genome assembly